Molecule: messenger RNA, 2515 nt
Organism: Hypomesus transpacificus
Lineage: Eukaryota; Metazoa; Chordata; Actinopteri; Osmeriformes; Osmeridae
Gene: fgfrl1b
Product: fibroblast growth factor receptor like 1b
Exons: 7
Coding region: 282-1733 (483 amino acids)
Cellular component (GO): plasma membrane
Molecular function (GO): fibroblast growth factor binding; fibroblast growth factor receptor activity
Source: RefSeq, a predicted model, not a curated record
CAUCGUGGAGAGCUGAGAGAUGCAGAACAGCACGAGAAGGAUGAGGAGAGGCAACAAGGCGCAGCACUUUUGUUUCAGAAAGGACUGAUCCUUUAUCCUUUUCAUCAUUUUUGACCCUGCACUAUUAAAUGUCGCACAUUCGAACGUCAAAUGUGUGAAGGAUUCAUAUUCGGUUCAUUGUGCAGUAAAGUAGAUUUCAACGCCAGUAAAACUUUGUUUGGUAUUAAUUCACAACAACAUUGCUUUGGCUGGAGAAAAAAAUACUUUCAAUUUAGCGAAAGAUGAUCUGGAUGGACGCGUGUGUGUCUCUGUGCGCUGUUCUGCUCACUCUGCUCUCGUUGUGUGAGGCUAAAGGCCCGCCCUGGGUGAGCCGGCCAGUGGAGGAGCGUCAGACGGCCUGGGUAGGCCGCAGCGUCCGGCUGGCGUGUCCCGUGGAGGGAGACCCCCCACCCCUGGUGCUGUGGGUGAAGGAUGGCCGCAACGUGAACCCUGGCUGGAGCCGCUACCGUGUGUUGGAGCGGGGGCUGAGGAUCCGGGAGGUGGAGGAGGGCGACGCCGGCAGCUUCGUCUGCAGGGUCACCAACGGGUUCGGCAGCGUGGCUGUUAACUACUCGCUUGUCGUCCUAGAUGAUACAGUAGUGGUGAGCCAGACCAGUGUUCCUUCUGUGGCAGCAGAACCCAGUGCUGAACUGAUCCAGCCAAACCCUACUGGAGAACCUUGGGUCAAGCCCAGAUUCAGCCAGCCGACCAAAAUGCGUCGCCGUGUCCUCUACAAGCCGGUGGGUAGCUCUGUGCGUCUGAAGUGCCAGGCCACGGGGAGCCCCCCUCCCUCCAUCGCCUGGUGGAAGGACCAAACACCCCUACCCCCCCCUCGCAGGGAUACCCGCCCCCAGUGGACCCUCACCCUGAAGAACCUGCAGCCAGGGGACGGUGGCAGGUACACCUGCCAGGUGACCAACCCCGCCGGCCACAUCAACGCCACAUACAAGCUGGAUGUCAUAGAGCGUUCCCACUGCAAGCCGGUGUUAACGGGGACUCACCCGGUCAACACGACCGUGGAGUUUGGCGGCACCGCCUCCUUCCAGUGCCGGGUCCACAGCGAUGUCAAGCCCGUGGUCCAGUGGCUGAAGAGGGUGGACAUGGGGGCGGAGGAGCGCUACAACUCCACCCUGGAGGUCGGAGGUCAGCAUUUCGUGGUUCUGCCCACAGGUGAGGUGUGGUCUCGGCCCGACGGCUCCUACCUCAACAAGUUGGCCAUCGUCAAGGCUACGGAAGAGGACGCGGGGAUGUAUAUUUGUCUGGGCGCCAACACCAUGGGUUACAGCUUUCGUAGCGCCUACCUCACCGUGCUGCCAGAUCCCCAGGUGGAGAACACAGUCACCCCGCCCCACCUGAGCUCCGGCCUGCCCUGGCCUCUCAUCGUCGGCAUCCCGGCUGCUGCCCUCCUCAUGAUGGGCACCAUCGUCCUUUGGCUGUGCCACAGCCGCCGGCGCCACGCAGCACUGCCCCCCCGUGCCCUUGCACACCGAGACCACCACCUCCCACCCUCAGACAAGGAUCCCCCCGCCCCCGAUUGCCCCCCUCAGAGACUCCUGGGCCUGAGCCCGGCCGCCCAAUGCGCUGCCCCCAAGGUCUGCACUAAGGUGUACACGGACAUGCACACACACACGCACACACACUCCCACGCACACAUGGAAGGCAAGGUUCACCAGCAUUUCCACUACCAGUGCUAAUCGCGGACCAGUGAGCGCAUACAGACAAACACACACGCACACACUUACAUACACACACACUCCACCCUCGUGGUCUUGUCCCUAAGCCACUGCUGCUACUCACACCCAUCAAUGGACUACAAGCAAGGGACGAUGAGCCACACAGAUGGAACCCCAAAGAUAUGAACUACAUCAUCCAUGGUGCAUUUGCUGAAUAACAGCACACUUCCUGCUGUACACUUCCUGCUUCCAGUCAGAUUUAGGAAAUGAAUUCCAAUUUACGUUCCAAUUAACGUAAAUUCCACGCCCUAACAUGGACUGGAGCUGACCCAGUACUGGAAUGUGCCACCACGUUAGCCUCCACGAAACAAAAUUGUACAUAAUUGAGUUAGCCUCUGUGUGUUCAAAACGUCAACUGUGACCAAUAAACCAAAGUGUACUCGUCAGAAUGUUUAAGUGUUAAGUGUAGCUAGCUUUUGACUGUUAGCUGCUACGCUAGCUGUGGUGUUGUCUGUAAGAGGAUGUUAGGGUGUGAGACUCCAAGAGUAGAGCACAACUCAUCAGGGAAAAUGGACGGAUAGACAAAUGGAUAAUAAUGUUAAAAAGGGCUUUUUUUAUUUUUGUAUUCAGCUAUUGUAUAAUAUUAACAAUGAUAUGUAUCCAACUGUGCCUGAGAACUACAGUAUUACCAUGUUACUCACUGUGUGUGUGUGUCAGAACUGCAGAAGUCUCUCUUGGCACUGGGUGUAAUAUUCUAAUUUCUUGUCAGGUAUAUUUUUAUAUAAAUCUAGAAAGGACGUGCA